Messenger RNA from Larimichthys crocea (large yellow croaker), 1359 nucleotides. It is a transcript of the gene sowahab, whose product is annotated as sosondowah ankyrin repeat domain family member Ab. The record is from RefSeq and is a predicted model, not a curated record. The coding region runs from base 1 to 1359 and encodes 452 amino acids. Lineage: Eukaryota; Metazoa; Chordata; Actinopteri; Sciaenidae. The transcript has a single exon. Gene Ontology annotation, molecular function: protein binding.
AUGGCUUUGACCCAGGAAUGCAUUUUGUCUUUUUUACUGGAUCACGGAGGCAAAGUGAAGAACUCGGAGCUGCUGAACAAUUUCAGGAGUCAGAUCAGCUGCAGUGAUCCCGCGGAAAAGCAGCACAAUAGAGACCUUUUCAAGAAGCUGGUGAACAGCGUCGCUGUGGUCAAACAGAUCGACGAGGUGAAGUUUGUGGUUGUGAAGAAAAGAUAUCAGGAUUUUGUCAAAGACGUUGCGCACGAUGGCUCGCAGAAAACACGCAUGGAUGACAGUUUCUCGGAAAACGAGAGCUUUACGCACACAUCUCCUCCUCCCCAUCGAGACGAUUCAGCCAGGAUGAUUUAUUCUGACAUUGAAAACAAUAACAUGUGCUGCCCCUCUAACAUUAAUGAAAUGUAUUAUAGUGAUGCGGGGAGUAUGCGGGAAAAGAUACACGGCAGUAGUCCGGACACAACCACUGUCAAAGUGCUGAAUAUCUCCGGAGAUCAGGGGAGCAGGACGAGGAAAUCUGGAGCUGUGUUCGCUGUCAUAGCGGUGAAAUCCCCACCGAAAAACUCUGCACCAGCAACACCGGCUGGAUUACAUUCCCAAGUGCAUCACAAUACAACUUCAGCCAAACCAAUCACGGUGGAAACUAAAGUUUCUAAACCACCAGUGUCAUCUCCAAACUUUACAGCUUGCAAGAAGGGUGCACUAAGUGACUCCCAGAGUUGGAAAAACAGACAAGCAGAGGACAUGCAACCCCCAGCACUUGCCCAGGUGAGGCCCCAAAACAAAAGCACAAGACAAGGAGAUGAUGCCAAGUAUUCAGAGUCAGUGCCUCUGGAGCCUUUAGCUCAUGAGUGGUUGGUGAAGUGUGCUGCAGGUCUGUGGGGACAAAUCUACGGUUUGCUGCUGCAGGACACACGUUUAGCACUGAAGAAAGACUUCAUGUCAGGAUUCACGGCACUGCACUGGGCUGCCAAGGAGGGCAACAGUGAGAUGAUACACAAGCUCAUGGAUAUCUCCAGGGAAAAAGGCACUUGUGUUAAUGUCAACAGCAAAGCACAUGGAGGAUACACACCUUUACACAUUGCAGCAAUACACGGCCACACUGAGGUGAUGGUGCUGCUGGUGGAAAGCUAUGGAGCCAAUGUAAAUGAAAGAGAUAACGACGGCAGGAAGGCCUUCCACUAUCUGGACGAAGAUGCGCCGGCGGAGGUCAGGGCACUUCUGGGAGGACUGCAGGAGAGCAGGGAGAAGACAGAGGCUGGGGAAUACAGAGAGCACUCCAAAGGCUUCAACACCAUCAGUAAACUGUUGCCUCACAUCGGGAAGAAGCAAAAGACGGCAACUAAGUGUGCUCAUGACUGCUGA